CCAAACCGGUUCAGUUCGACGAAGCUUUCAACUGGAAAUACGGAUGAAGUCUGCGAGGCAAAAUUAAUCUAUCAAAAGCAUUGUCAUCAUAGGAAGAACGUUGUAUUUUAUUUAAUUUUUGCAACAUGGAUAAUUCGGGCAACAAUCGUUACGAACUCUUAUUUAUGGAUGAUGAUGGCGCUGCACCAGUUCUUCCACCGAAAGUUCCCGAAGUUGUAGCCGGCAAAAAAAAGUCUGAUGAUCGCCCUGCACGUCAAAACAUCAAUAAAACCGAAAAGGAAAAUAAGUCUAGCGUAUUGAAUAAAAAUAAUGCUCAAUCAAAGGUUGCCAAUAAUGCUGGUCCAAAGGCUACCGGCAAACCCGCUGCACCAAACGCUGCAGUGAAGGAAACUCGUCCAAGGCAGAAUACGCGCAAUAAUCAUGCAACAGAGAACAACAGCCAUUCGCAUGGACCCGAUUACAACAACGAGUUGCCGAGACGUCAGAACAGAGAUCGUGAUAUUCGCGGGCCGCCAUCGCGUUUCCGCAACAACGAGAAGUUUGGCAAGAGGGAAUUUGACCGUCAAUCUGGAUCCGAUAAAACUGGAGUCAAGCCUGUCGAUAAACGCGAGGGCGGUGGUGCUCACAACUGGGGAUCUGCCAAGCAGGACAUUGAAGACCAAAAAACAGGUGCUGAUCCCGCUCCCACUACAGAUAAAGACGAUUCUGGCAAUGAACAAACUGUCGGCGCCGAUCUGGCCAACAAUGUGGAGGAGGACGAGUCCAAGCAAAUGACUCUGGAUGAGUGGAAAGCUCUGAAGGAUCAGCGUGCCAAGCCAAAUUACAAUCUGCGUAAGGCCGGCGAAGGAGGGGUUGAGAAUGCCGAAUGGAAAAAGAUGAUUGUUCUGGGCAAGAAGAAGGGAGGAAUCGAAACUGAAGAUGAAUUCGAAUACGAUCCCUCGAUGUAUCCGCAACGUGUGGGACGUCUUCAGCGCAUUGUUGAUAUCCAGUUCAAUUUCAAUGAUGGUCGCAAAACUGGAUUCCGUAAGGGAGGACCUCGUGGUCCACCGCGUGGUGGUCCUCGCCCGGAGGGUGUUGCUAGCAAUGGUUUCGACAACAACAAAUUCGCAUCCUAUGAAAAGCGUCGUUCGGGCUCCAAGCCAUUGAAGGUCGACGAUGAGAAUCAAUUUCCCACUCUUUCCUAAAGCACAGCAUUAACAAUUCUUUUACUUUUUUUUACACAAGUUGAUAAACAUAUUCCUAAGUAAUUGAUGUAAAAGAGAUUUAAAUAUCAUGCUGCUUGACAUUCAAAUUAUGUAAUUUACAUAAGAAACACAAACAGCUUUCCAAAACUUAAUUCUUAGAAUUCUACGAAUAUAAUUUGAAUUUCUUUUUGGCAUUUACAAAUGCAUUUCAAAACGGAAAAAAACAAAACGAAACACCCACAUACAAACAGAAAAGCUAUUGGAAAUAGUUCAAAUUGUUGAAACAAAUAUACAUCAUUUAUAACACCAUA
Drosophila albomicans is the source of this 1495-nucleotide messenger RNA. It is a transcript of the gene vig2, whose product is annotated as plasminogen activator inhibitor 1 RNA-binding protein. Gene Ontology annotation, molecular function: RNA binding. The record is from RefSeq and is a predicted model, not a curated record. Bases 126 to 1184 code for a protein of 352 amino acids. The transcript has 2 exons. Gene Ontology annotation, cellular component: nucleus; cytoplasm. Lineage: Eukaryota; Metazoa; Arthropoda; Insecta; Diptera; Drosophilidae.